Drosophila innubila is the source of this 731-nucleotide messenger RNA. RefSeq names its product dynein light chain 4, axonemal. The transcript is spliced from 3 exons. Gene Ontology annotation, molecular function: dynein intermediate chain binding; dynein light intermediate chain binding. Gene Ontology annotation, cellular component: dynein complex. The record is from RefSeq and is a predicted model, not a curated record. Gene Ontology annotation, biological process: microtubule-based process. Lineage: Eukaryota; Metazoa; Arthropoda; Insecta; Diptera; Drosophilidae. The coding region runs from base 142 to 456 and encodes 104 amino acids.
AAUUCUAGCGUCUUUCUCUGCGUGUUUGUUUGUUCUGUGUGUGUGUUUGUACGGUUUUCGUGUUCCGUUAGAUUCCUAAAAUUGGUAACGUUGCAAUUCUUAACGGAAAUUUGGUAAGGCGGCAGCUCAGCUUUCUCAGACAUGGCCGACGAGGGUGAGGGAGAGAAGGCCGAUAAGAAAAUCGUGCACGUCUAUCCUCUAGUCAAGCACUCGGACAUGAAGGAGGAAAUGCGUCACGAGGUCAUCGAAUUAACCGUUGCUGUCUGCGAGAAAUAUUCUGCUAAUUACGAGUUGGCUGCUAAAACGAUCAAGGAUACGAUGGAUAAGAAAUUUGGCAUCUAUUGGCAUGUGGUUGUCGGCGAAGGAUUCGGCUUUGAGGUGUCCUAUGAGACUGAGAACAUACUCUAUCUAUUCUUUGGCGGCAAUCUGGCCAUUGUGCUCUGGAAAUGCUCCUAAAGCAGGUCAAUCAAUCAAUCAAUCAAUGAAUCAACCAACUAACCGAACCAACAGACGUACCUAGAAACCAAAAACAAACAGAUAACGAAAUUUUUGUAUUACUUAACUUUAGCAUAUUGUUAAUGUUAUGUAUUAAGUUGCGCCAUUUGAUGAAGUGAAGAAGUAAAACGUUGUGCCACGAUUUGUGUGUCCUUUGCCAUGGCAACUGCUGACAUUAUUGUUGCCCUUAAGACCAAAAAAAAAUACAAAAAAAAACCACUUGGUUAUAUGAAAAU